AUGGAUACCUUGAAUGCCAUAGCACUCGCCGGUCCUAUUUUGUAUUUUCUCCUAGUGGCUCUUAGUUUCUAUCUCAUAUUUCGGGACAUUAAAGCUCAUGCGCGUAGCCCUCGUCGACCAGUUCAUUGGUUGUACGGCGCUUUGGUUGUCAUUUCUUUCGUGCACACGUUUACAUGGAUACUUGCACAUUUCAAACAAUCUCAAUUACACAAUAGUCGGCUCAGAUCUCGACCGUCUGUCUUACUGGCUAUCCCAUACGUCCAUAUUCAAGGAAAUUUGGGUGUAAAUCUGGAUAUCAAGGAGCAUUCCACCACUGGUGGCUGGAGAAUCUUUGCAUUUUUACAGCUGGAGCAUGGACCGUUUUCCUUGUUUCGGAAGGCAAGUCGAAAGAGGAAAGGUCUCGCAAACCUCUGGGCUUACAUGUUCAUAGCAGAGUUUGUUGCUGUUUCUACGGCUUCGGCUUUGUUCUAUCUCGCCGUUUCCCUGCGCACGCCAAAGCCUCAUCCUAUACCAUCCAAGAAAAAGGACGACGAUAUUAAUGCGACGUUACCACCGGACCAAGAAGCGUUAGCUCCAGCUAUGCUGACGAUUCCCGUUUUGCUGGCUCUCUUCGCCAUCUCGACGACGCCGUCUCCUGAGUCGCCGGAGUUUAUCACCAAUAUACUAAUCAUACACCUUCUCCUUUUCAUACCGGUGCUCCCAUCUCCAGUAUGGACGACGAAGCCACGUUUCUUGAACAUCCCAUCAUCCACUGUCUUCUUUGCAACCACGGCACUAGCGCUUGUUUUGCGACUUCAAUCCACACUCUCAACCGCAGUAAUGCUUGAGAACGUUAGCAUAAUGGAAUUUCUCGAAUCUGCGAUUGGUGUUCUUCACACCUCGCCGGCGAUGGCAACGUUCGGAUGGGACACCAUCUGGACUACGGUUGCCUUUUUGGUGUGGCAUAUUUUUGGAGAUGGAAGUACCUCACCAAAUGUGCAAAUGUUCAUCCCGAUGGCCACUUCCACUGUCGCGCUCGGAGUCUCAUUUUCUGCGCCUUUGGCUCUUGGUAAUGUGGUCAAUGAGAUACUGUCAAAAGAAGACAUCAAGGAGGACCAGAAUCUACCCACUUCAUAG
Messenger RNA from Serendipita indica DSM 11827, 1116 nucleotides. NCBI's taxonomy places the organism in Eukaryota, Fungi, Basidiomycota, Agaricomycetes, Sebacinales, Serendipitaceae. The record is from the annotation of a GenBank genome assembly.